Mizuhopecten yessoensis (Yesso scallop) is the source of this 3843-nucleotide messenger RNA. Its product is annotated as forkhead box protein J1-B-like. The coding region runs from base 429 to 1787 and encodes 452 amino acids. Gene Ontology annotation, molecular function: DNA-binding transcription factor activity; sequence-specific DNA binding. The record is from RefSeq and is a predicted model, not a curated record. The transcript has 3 exons. Lineage: Eukaryota; Metazoa; Mollusca; Bivalvia; Pectinida; Pectinidae. Gene Ontology annotation, biological process: regulation of DNA-templated transcription.
CAUGUUGCUACGAUGUUUUGAUUCAUCAAUCGAGUGCACAGGUAAAGUCCUCAUUCUGCAAUGUGUAUUGCCCGGGUACAGUAGCAGGUAUCGGGGUGGAGGAAAGCUAGAAAACAAUGGAUAUCUCUAAUUAGGCAAAUUGUGGAUGUAUGCAGUUUUACAAACUUGCAGUAGAAUCGGCUCUAUUCAUCUAUGAUAAGAUUUAGCGGUUCUCCGACAAACAAGCUUGGACCUAUCACCUUGAUCAUAAAGCACAGGUGAAAAAGGUAUAGCGGGAGACAGCUAGUCGUGAGCAGUUUUUACCGGAGCUCAAAGUAACCCACAGGUAUUUAACCUACAAUUGCUGUAAGCAAAGUUACACCCCCACCGCCAAGACGAAGUUCCCACAAGCAUACACAGUCCAGCGGCAGCAGCAGCUGACUGCCAAGAUGCCGGCCAACAAGCGAGACACACUGGCCGUCAAGUUCAGGCAGAACUGGAUGAACAAGUACCCACUUGACACCUGCAGCAAUGGGGGACUCAAUCUGGAUGACAGCCUUACCAGUCUCAACUGGCUACAGAACCUAAACAUCAUGAAGAUCACAACACCAACCCCACCGCCAAGUCCUGGUCCCGCCCCCAUAUUGAUGGCAGAGAGCAGCAACAACAGCAACAAUUUCAAAAAUCUAAAAGUAAACCCCAAUGCUGUGCUCAAUGUCUCCUGUGCCCCUCCACAGUGCAAGCUAGAGACCAAGUUUCACCUGGCAGACCCCACCCCAGGCACGCCCACCUCCCUUGGUGGGGACACAAUCGACUACAAGACUAACCCUUAUGUAAAGCCACCAUACUCCUAUGCCACACUCAUUUGCAUGGCCAUGAAAGAAACCAAGAAAAGCAAAAUCACAUUGUCAGCAAUUUACAACUGGAUCACAGACAACUUUAUGUACUACAGAUUAGCAGACCCAAGUUGGCAGAAUUCUAUCCGCCACAACUUGUCCUUGAACAAAUGUUUCCAGAAAGUACCACGAAGAAAGGAUGAGCCUGGAAAGGGUGGUUUCUGGAGAAUCAACCCAGAUUACAAUGACAUGAUCGAAAAUGGCAUUUUCAAAAAACGAAGGAACAGUCGGGAUGCUGCUUGUCCUCCUCCUCUUAAAAAAGUGAAGCGAGAGGAUGACGACAGCAUGUCUAGUUGCAACAGUCUCAUCAACUUCAGUAAAUUUUCCAAAAAUGGUGGUCAAAAUGGACUCAGUGUUCUGUUUCCUGGUCAGGAGGAUGAUUCACUGAAAGGAGAUUUCAACUGGACCUCUAUAUUGAAUCAAGAUAUUGAGAUUGGCGGUGUACGGGUAAAAACGGAGGAUUUAUUAGACAACACAAGUGAGCAGGAUCUCAGUCCGUCAGCAGCAAUGAGUCCUCCCUCAUCAGAGGCCAACUCGGACGAUUUCAGUAUAGAGGACUUGUUCGGUCAAGCUGACCUUAGUUCGGACGUUCCACUUGACUUUACUACAGAAAAUCCCUUGGAUCUUACAGUAACAGGACAACCUAUCAAAGCUCCUCAGUGGUGGGAGGAGAGUUUUAACCUCAGUGAUCACCAGGGGGCAUUAAAAGCAGCAGCUGAAGCUAGUAGUGGCCUUCACACGCCCAUCCACUCCACCCCCUCCCCAGUCACAAUCAAGGACGAUUUGGACGAUGAGUUGGCACACCCAUGGGCAGAGACGGGGGGUUUUGCGGACAUCGGGGAGGCCUUUGAUGUAGACAAUUUAUUUGACAUUGGAAAUAUUCCUAGUCCCCGUGUCAACUAUCAGGAAUGACAUUUAGAUUAAACUUUAAACUGGCCAGAUUUGGGACAUUUUAGUGCAUAUUUGCCCACAGUCUCCUCAUUAUGGGAAAAAUGGAGUAAAUAUGUCAUGUAAUAAAUUCUUUGACCUGAGCAACCGAGUGUUGGUCAGGUCACACUGAGGCAGUUCUGUGAUAUACCUGUGUGUUUUACGAGUUGAGCGAGCUAGAUAUAAUAACCUUGAAAAGGACUUUGUUGACACUGUGUGUUUGUAGCCUGCAAAGUGUGAACAUUAUUUAAUUGAUAUUCUUUCAUAUUUUGAAAGGUCUUUAUAAAAGAUGGAACGAAAGCGUUUUCAUUUUCAACUUACUGGUAUGUACAUCAAAUGGAAAUGAAAACUGCCUUUUCUGGGGGUAAGUUACUAGUAAAUGGGGAAAUGGUCAGUAUUUUGGUGAAAAAGCUGUCAUUCCAAGUAAAGAAUAUUCAUCCGUUCUAGUGAUUGAGCCAUCCCAGGUACUUGGUGCUGUACAUUCAUAAUGCAUAAUUGUUUCACACAUGGUAGAGCGUAAUGGGUGGUGAGGGAACUGAGUGUGAGAAUGGAUGGCUGUGUAUUUAUUGUACGUGUGGCAAGUGUGAAACGUGUGUACUCUGUCACCCCUCACGGUAGAAUGCUUGUGUGUGGUAAUUUAUUUCUUUAUCAAUGCAUCCAAUACUAUUUAUUCACCUCUCACCUCUAUAAGUGCUAUAUAUGUGUAACACUGGUUUAUAUAUAUAUGUGUUUGUUUUUGAAAGGUUAUUCUCAAGUUUCAUUGUAACAAAGUCAUGUGUAUAUGGAAAAAAUAAGUUAAAAUUUUCAAUGAAGAAAUCGAAAAAAAUAAAGAUAAUCAAUAAUAUAAACUAAAACAAAAAACUUUUCUUUGCUAGUGUUUAGUGACAGGUGAAUUUUUAGGUAAUAAUUACAUCCAUGUUGCCAGUAUUAUUGUUGUCAAACAGUAUUGAUUAGUUGUUACCUGUAAUCAUGAUCUAUAAAUUGUAUAUGUGGAAAGUUAUAAUUCCGUCCCAUUGUUAUGUUAAAUUUGCAAAAUGAAGAUAUAUUUGUUUACUUUUGGAAGUUAAUUCUUUUCUGAAUUCGUCCAAUAUGCCCUUAUCAGGAAUCCGUCCAAGUUUCUUUCCUUUGACAGGACAAUUGUGAUGAAUUCAUAAUUUUUUGAAGAAUAUAUUUUUAAGACAUGUUUACAUAAAUUUGUGUACAUUUUGAGUAUGAAAUACCUUUACAAAUUUCAUUCAGUCUAAUUGUCUUGGUUUACCCUAGCAGACCAUAAUGAACUACCCCAUGUCACAUCCAUUUUGGAGUAUGGGAGUGGACAAGGUUGCAAUAGACUGGGUUUUGAUUGACUGAUAAAAAGAAAUUGAUUACACUGCCAGUCUUCAUAAAUAAUAUUGUAAAAUGUGUGUGACAUAUUUUGAGUCAAAGAGGAGUAAUAAGUCCCUCGUGUACAUACAUGUAUAUUUAUAACGUUCGUGAACUUAAUCUGGUGUGGACACCUACUUCAUUGAUCAGCUGUGAUAAUUGCUGUUGCACUCUCAUUGUCCAUCAUUAGUCUCAUGUUUGAAAUAUAGCUCUUGUCUGUGGUCUCAGGAUGAAAUAAGGGAUGUAUGAAAAAGUCGAACACAAUAAUAUUAAGUUUCUUUUAUUUUUUUCCAAAAGGUUUUUAGUUUUUAUUUAAAACAGGUUUAAAGAUUUUUUUAAAAUCAAAAUUUGAAAGUGAAAUUGGUAAUAAAAUCAAAGUAGUCUGUACUAUUUUUUACUCCCUAUCUAUACCACUGGUACCAGUCUGGACACCGUGUCCACUGUGGUACUUGGGGGGAUUAGGUCAUUAGUGUUACAGCCCUCUCCUAGACUAACAGACAAGAGGUUGCUGGACAGUCCAGAAUACCCUCAGUAUUCCAACAUUACUCACUCAUGUCACCUGUCAUCAUUCAGCCAUCUGUGUUUACAAGUUGGUCGCUGCACUUCAGGGUUGUAUUGAACUGUUCGUAUUUAUUGAAGAAGUGAACAAAAAAUAAAAAAAAGUUUUGCAAAGACAAUA